UGGCAGCCGUUGAGGAACCACACGGUCCAGUUGUGGUCUCUGCAAAACAUUCACGAAAAGUUUUUGGAAGUGGAAAAGGUCGUAAAGUCGCUCACCAAAUACCAGAUGAGAUUUUGCUAAAUCCCGAGAUUCAGCUGGCAAUGAAGCAGCUCCCAGAUAAUUAUAACUUUGAAAUUCCAAAAACUAUAUGGCGGAUCAAAACACUUGGAGCCAAACGAGUUGCUUUACAAUUCCCGGAAGGGCUGUUGCUAUUCGCCUGCACUAUUGCAGAUAUCAUUGAAAAAUUUACCGACGCCGACACUCUUAUUAUGGGUGACGUGACUUAUGGGGCAUGCUGUGUGGACGAUUUCACAGCCAAGGCUUUGGGGGCUGAGCUAAUGGUGCAUUAUGGUCACAGCUGUUUAGUGCCUAUUGAUAAAACUGAAGGAAUACAAAUGCUAUAUGUGUUCGUUGACAUAAAGAUAGACACGACACAUUUCAUUGAGACGAUUAAGUUCAACUUUGAGUCAGGUUCCCAUUUGGCUUUCGUCAGUACAAUCCAGUUUGUAACAGCCUUACAAUCUGCAUUGGGGGAACUAAGGAAGGAUUACAUGGUGACUGUUCCACAGAGCAAGCCUUUGUCACCAGGGGAAAUCCUGGGUUGUACCUCUCCAAGGUUACAAGGGGUCGACGCCAUCAUAUACUUAGGGGAUGGGAGGUUUCAUUUGGAAUCUAUUAUGAUUGGAAACCCAGAUAUACCAGCUUACAGGUAUGACCCCUACAACAAGGUGUUCUCUCGGGAGUUCUACGACCAUGAACGCUUACACCAAGUCAGACGUUCCGCCAUCAGCACUGCACGGAAUGCCAAAACAUUUGGUUUGGUGCUUGGAACAUUAGGAAGACAGGGCUCACCAAAAGUUUUGGAUAAUUUGAAACAGAAAUUGGAAAGCUGUGGGAAAGCACAUGUGACUGUUUUGUUAUCGGAAAUAUUCCCUGAUAAACUCAAGCUUUUUGAAGAUGUAGAUGCUUGGGUACAGAUUGCCUGUCCCAGACUCUCUAUAGAUUGGGGUGCAGCCUUUACCAAGCCGUUACUCUCGCCUUAUGAGAUAUCAGUUGCCUUAGAUGAGGUGAAGUGGCAGGAGGUCUACCCGAUGGAUUACUAUGCCAACAAUAGCCUGGGGUCAUGGACAGUCAAUCAUGAAUCCAACAGACCAGCUAGAACUCCACGCAAAAGACUAGGAGUGAAGAAAGAUCAGAGUACCAAGACCCUGAAUGAAAGUUGCAAUGGAAAUAUUUCUGGUCAUAUAGAAGAAAGAGGCAACAGAAAAACCAGCCAAGGUUCAGAGGUGGAUCAUGGACAAGCUGACAUUAAUCAUGAUAGUCAUGGCCAUAAACAUCAUGAUAAGCAUGAUCAUGAUCAUGAGCAUGGGAAAGUAAAGGAUACAGAGCCAUGCUCUAAUGAAUGUGCUGACUGCGAAUGUCGUGCCCCAACUUACUGACAGAAUAUUGGUCAGUUGAGAUGGACAAACAGGGAGCUGACAUUACACCUGCCAGAUCCAAGGAGUGAAAGUGUACUCUGGCAAUCACCAGUGCAAGCCACUGCACAUGGUCAUGUGAUUUGCCCAUGAUUAACUUUGUAUUGCACAGAAAACGCUGUCAAGGAAGCAACUAUAGUUUUGAGACCUUGUAAUUAUAAAAUCAUUUAUCUGUGCAUAUACUGGUACUUGGUCAGAUACACGUAUUUUCCUCAUGUGGUAAGGAAAUUUCAGUAAAUUUGCUUGAUUCUAGCAUAGAUAAGAACUGCAUUUACACAACACAGUUAAUUUUGCUUGAAUUAUAACCAAAGUUGUAGUAGCUGCAUUUUGAAUAUUUGCCUGUCUAACAGUGGACUCUAAGCUGUGUUUAAAGCUUUGUUGGGGUGUUCCGUUGCGUUUUCAAGGUACAUAUAGUUCAACAUGACUUCAUCUUUGCUUCAAUAUUUGGUAAUCUCUUACAGUCCACUGUAUAACCCAUUUUCUACUACUUGUUCAACUACUGAGUUAGUAUGUGUUUAUAAGUGGUGAGUUGCUUGUGAGCACUCUGAUUUCCUUCACAGCUGAACGCUAUUCAAAGAAGGAAACAAGUGAAUAAGUGCUGGCUCCAUACAUGGUAUGUGUGUUCUUCAUAGCAUAAUUGUACUCUAAUAGAGAUAAUUAAUUUAUUUUGAUUACAAUUUUUUUCUCAUAAAAUUCAUUCUUGUCACAUAAUUCCACAAAUGGUUGUUACCAAUUCCAGUAUUCUAUAGCUUUGACAUACUUGGUGGCUUUGUGGUCCAUUAAGCGUUCUCCAGUAAGGUGACUAUUGAAUACCUGUAUCAUUAUGGCUUGUGUUUAUGUGACAUCUCAUUUGUUAUUCUGUCAAUUAUGCCUGAACUACUUCUGACAAGUGAGAUGGAAAGCUGCGUUCACACUACCAUUUGUUGUAUCAACACAUUAAAUGCUACUACUCCAAUGAAAA
Molecule: messenger RNA, 2475 nt
Organism: Liolophura sinensis
Lineage: Eukaryota; Metazoa; Mollusca; Polyplacophora; Chitonida; Chitonidae
Product: 2-(3-amino-3-carboxypropyl)histidine synthase subunit 1-like
Exons: 1
Coding region: 141-1478 (445 amino acids)
Biological process (GO): protein histidyl modification to diphthamide
Molecular function (GO): 2-(3-amino-3-carboxypropyl)histidine synthase activity
Source: RefSeq, a predicted model, not a curated record